Rubroshorea leprosula is the source of this 826-nucleotide messenger RNA. NCBI's taxonomy places the organism in Eukaryota, Viridiplantae, Streptophyta, Magnoliopsida, Malvales, Dipterocarpaceae. The record is from the annotation of a GenBank genome assembly.
AUAUUAAGAGAAACAUUAACUUUCUUUCCAAAAAUUUCUUUUCUCAAAGGCUUUUCAUCAUGGAACUUUCACUUUCUUCCAUCCAAGCUCUAGUUAAGGAAAUCAAGGAAGAGAUGUUCUUAAACAUCGAUCCUUACUCAUUUGUUUCUCCUUCUGCGUAUGACACUGCAUGGCUAGCCAUGGUUCCAGAUCCUCAGGAACCAGGUCAACCAAUGUUCAAAGGGUGCUUGGAUUGGGUACUGAAUAACCAGAGAGAAGAAGGGUUCUGGGGAGAGUGUGAUGGCCAUGGCAUGCCCACCAUCGAGUCUCUUCCAGCAACUCUUGCAUGUGUAGUCGCACUCAAGAAGUGGAAUGCUGGGACAAAGGAAGUGGAAAGAGGAUUGGAAUUUGUGGAUGGAAACACUGAAAAGCUUCUUGGUGAUGAUCAUUUUCCUCGGUGGUUUGCCAUUAUUUUCCCCGGAAUGAUUGAUCUCGCGCAUGAAGUUGGUCUAGAGCUUGCCUUUCCUAAGCAACUAGGACUAUCAAUGAACAUUUAUAGUGAAAGGCAAAGCAUUCUUGAAACGGAGGAACUGGUUGGAGAACAAUAUCCUCCAUUGCUAUCAUAUCUUGAAGUUCUAACACCAGCUGAUGAUAAUCUUAUUAAAGAAAGCUUGACCAAGCACUUAAGCUUGGAUGGCUCGUUAUUCCACUCCCCCGCCGCUACAGCUCGAGCAUUCAUGGCCACGCGAGAGAGAGAGAGUGCUUAGCUUAUUUGCAAGCUCUCGUUCAAAGAUGCCCUAAUGGAGGUCAGCAAAAUUUUCUAUAGCAAUUAAUGCAUGCAUCUUUU